AUGACGAUUUGUACCUCCCCGAAGCUCGUUGGCAACACUGUGGAGCUGUACCACCUGCUGGGGACAGGUGGGUUCGGCAAGGUGUACUUUGCAUACGACAGGAAGCGUCAAAUUAAUGUGGCUGUAAAGGUAAUGGCAAAGCAAUUGGUGGAUAACAUCGGUCUAAAGUCGUACGUGGACCGGGAGAUUGAGGUGAUGCGGAAGCUCAGACACAAACACGUCGUAAAGAUGCUCGACGCGAUCGAGUCAACGACGGCAUAUAACAUUGUCAUGGAGUUGGCCCCGAACGGAGAGCUGUUUGACAAGAUUGUGACGUCAGAGCGCUUUGAUGAGAAAACGGCCCGCCACUAUUUUCAGCAGCUUAUCUCUGCGGUGCACUAUUGUCACGGCCUCAACAUUGCACACCGUGACCUCAAAGCUGAGAAUCUUCUUCUUGGUGAAAAUAAUGAGUUGCGGGUCUGUGAUUGGGGCCUUGCCAGAUACACAAAGGAGGGGCAGUCCUCGAAUGAACCCCCUGUCCUUUUUCACUCACUUGCGGGAAGCAUUGACUACCAAGCACCAGAGGUGUUUUCUCGCCAAGGAUAUGAGGGAACCGCAUGUGAUAUGUGGAGUUGCGGGGUUAUUCUGUUUUUUAUGUUGUGUGGAUACCUUCCGUUUGCAGAUGUAACAGACGCCGCAACCAAACAACGCAUCCUUAAGUGCAAAUAUAACGCAAAGAACCGGUACCUUACCCAGGAAACCAGUGAUCUUAUUGCGCACCUAUUACAGAUCAAUCCGAAGGACCGUUAUGACACCUUGGCCGUCAUUUAUAACCCAUGGUUUCAGGUGGACUUGGACCCCAGCCUCUUUCCUGAUGCAUCUCCGACCACUAUGGCCUCACCAAACAGCCCCAGUAAUGGUGCGGCCUUUAAGAUAAUUCCCUCACCAAGUGAAGCUGCCUCAGGCAGGAAUUCACCGCAAGAACAAUUGCAGAAUACAAUUCACCGAGCCUUUGUUACGUGCAAUGUCAAUGGCACUGGGUUCCUCAGUAAAGAGGAAGUGCGUGACGCACUUAUCAAGCUUAACGGUUGUCGGGAGGUAUCAAAUGAAGAGGUGGAAAAAUUCAUGUCAAAUUUCUCGCUGAAUAAAGACGGUUGCAUUUCCGAGCCGGAGUUUGUCAUUGGCUACAUUAACCACCAGGAUCUUGGAAAGAAGUAUAGUAUUGGUCGUAUGGCUGACCUGUUUCACUUUACACUGGAGAAGCAAUUAGUCGUGGAACUUCGCGAAGCGUUCAACGAGCUUGAUGUGAGGCAUAUGGGAGUGAUUACGCCAGACAGUUUAAAGGAGUUGAAAUUUGAAUUUUCGGAGGAAGAUAUAAAGAACUUCUUUGAGCUCAUUGAUCCCGACCAUCAUGGCGAGCAAAGAAUUACAUUUGAACAAUUCAUCGAGCUCUGCUCGAGGAUUGAUAAAUUCAAAGAACACCCCCUCAUACAGCGACUCCACCGCUCCGAGAAGUUUUUUAAUUUCCUCGACAGAAAGUUUCUCCCUCAUAUUGGCAUAGGGUUUAACGUGAGGGGGAGAACAAGGUAUAUUUGUGAUAUCCUCAUGUCGAAGCAAAAAGAGCUCUCAACGCAGUUUGAGGUCAAUACAUGUGGGACCAUAUAUGCCACCUAUUCAGAAUCCAAUAAAGUCGUGCUUGAGGCCGGUAUUCGCCUUCUUGCCAUUGUUGAAGGCUACACCAAAGUGGGACCGUACCGCAUCGCGGGCAAGACAACGGUAUUUCACAGCUGGCUCUUGAAAUUGCGUAGGGUACUUAUGAAGGAGAUUCUGAGUUGCGAGAAUGACAUAUCACUGAAAGGGGAAGCUGAGCUGCUUUAG
Messenger RNA from Trypanosoma conorhini, 1857 nucleotides. Its product is annotated as putative protein kinase. Gene Ontology annotation, biological process: protein phosphorylation. The record is from RefSeq and is a predicted model, not a curated record. Gene Ontology annotation, molecular function: ATP binding; calcium ion binding; protein kinase activity. The transcript has a single exon. NCBI's taxonomy places the organism in Eukaryota, Euglenozoa, Kinetoplastea, Trypanosomatida, Trypanosomatidae. Bases 1 to 1857 code for a protein of 618 amino acids.